AUGACUCGCCUCGAGCUCUGGCAGUCAUGUUAUCUGCUAUUCCCCUUCCUCGUCCUGUGCCACCUGUACAUCUCACCCUAUACCAAAGUGGAGGAAUCCUUCAACAUCCAAGCCGUCCACGACAUCCUGGAAUAUGGCGUGCCCACCCGCCACGCGAAUCUCAAGUUCAAGGCCUUCUAUGACCACAUGACCUUUCCUGGAGCCGUGCCUCGCACCUUCGUCGGGGCCGUGUGGCUGGCUGCCAUCGCGAAGCCAAUUGCGUGGGUAGGACAUCUCGACGGCCCUCAGCAACAGCUUCUCGUCCGCGCCAUCCUCGGCCUCUUCAACGCCGCGGCGCUCAUCUACUACGCCUCCAACGUGCGGCGAGCAUAUGGCAAACUCGCCGCCGCGUGGUACGUCGUCCACCAGGCGAGCCAGUUCCAUGUCUGGUACUACGCGUCGCGGACGUUGCCCAACAUGUUCGCCUUUGGGAUAAGCACGUUUGCCCUCGCCCUCCUCCUUCCCGUCACGUCGUCGUCGUCGUCGUCAUCAUCAUCAUCUACGGACUCACGUGUCAAACGUACCAAGGUCGGCCUGUACCUCCUCACGCUGGCCGCCGUGGUCUUCCGCUCCGAGAUCGCCCUUCUCCUAGGCUGUCAGUGCCUCUGGAUGCUGUGUCGUGCAGGGUUUGAGAUGACUGCUGCGCUCUCUCUCGUGCGCAAGAUCUUCAUCCCGGCCAUCCUCACCGCGACCGCCGCCGGCCUGAUGUUGACCGUCGCUCUCGACACGUAUUUUUGGCAGUCGCCCACGCCCCUGUGGCCUGAGAUGGCGGCGUUCUUGUCCAACGUCUUCCCGCCCAAGGACGGCCUCGGGGCCUCUGCCUGGGGCACAAGUCCCUGGCAUUGGUACUUCACCAGCGCCCUGCCACGGCUGCUGAUCAACCCCUUCUGGAUCGGCCUGAUCCCCGCCGGCUUCCUCUUCCACAGCAUGGCACGCUCGAAUCUGGACCUCCUGGUGCCGCCAUUGGGCUACGUGUGUCUGUACUCCUUCCUCGCGCACAAGGAAACCCGCUUCCUCUUCCCCGUCGUCCCUCCUCUGACGGCCGCCUUCGCCCGCGUCGCCGCUCACUUCUCCGUCCUGGCCGGCCGCUCGAACAUCUCCUGGCUGGCGGUCAACUCUAUGAUGCUGGCGACAUGCGGCAUCACCCUGGUGUCUCACCUCGUCCUCCUCCCACUGUCCGCGCAGACCUACCCGGGCGCCCACGCCCUGAUGUCGCUGCACGCCGUCUCGCUCAACUACGCACCUCAGCCCACCGUGCGCGUCCACCUGACCAACCUCGCGCUGCAGACCGGCGUGACGCGAUUCCUCUCGACGCCCUCGUACGACGACGACAUGUUCAGCGGCCACGGCCGACCCGUCUUCUACCUCCCCGGCUCGCCGUCGGGUGACAAACCACCCCUCGUGUCGAGCCAGCGCACGAAAUGGAUCUACGACAAAUCAGACAACCAGACGGCCUUCCUCUCCCCCAUGUUCUGGGCGCGGUUCGACUACGUCGUCGUCGAGGACCCCGGCCGCGUCAUCGGCCGGUGGGACGUGGUCGACAAGGUCCCCGCGCUGGGCGCUCCGCGGAUCAUGGCACCGGACGUCGGGAGGGGAUUGCUCGUGCUCGGGGACAAGGAGGACGGCGAGCGCAGAGAAGAUGACGGCCUGUCCCGGCUCGUCGAAGCCAUGUACGGGAAGACUAUGAAGACAGUGUACGGAGUCGUGCACGAUGUGCUCCGAGAAGGCUAUGGCGGCAUGCUGCCGCGCGCGAGUUGGACAGGGGGAUGGUGGGUGCAUCUGGGGCUGGAGAACAGGUUAUAUAUCCUGAAAAGGGCGUGGGGGGGGGGGGGGGGGGCACUAUAUCAUGAAUGA
Molecule: messenger RNA, 1893 nt
Organism: Fonsecaea erecta
Lineage: Eukaryota; Fungi; Ascomycota; Eurotiomycetes; Chaetothyriales; Herpotrichiellaceae
Exons: 3
Coding region: 1-1893 (630 amino acids)
Biological process (GO): protein N-linked glycosylation
Cellular component (GO): endoplasmic reticulum membrane
Molecular function (GO): alpha-1,6-mannosyltransferase activity
Source: RefSeq, a predicted model, not a curated record